AUGAACUUUCUCAUGGGCGUAACAGGUCUAGAAGAAGAGCAAAUCAAUCAUUGGUGGACAAAUCAAGAAAGUACUCGUCUUAAUAUUGAAAUUCCACCUGGAGACGUAGCGCCGAUUCCUGAAGUUGGCCUGUAUGGUUCUGAAAGCAAUGAUUAUGGUCUUGGCAAUGUUAAUUUGCCAAAUUCGAGUCUUCACCCAUUUGAAAACGACAUGCAAAACAUCGAAGACAUUUCCGGUCUGGGGAAUUGGCCUCCGCUUGAGCAGCCAUGCCAUCAUUUCCAGUGGGGCAUCACUCCAAACUUUUUUUCUAUGGGCGAGGAUCAGGCAGCAGGUCCACUGGAAUCAUGUCAGAAUUAUCAGACUUACCAAGGCAUAAAUCAAGCAAAUAGUACCUCGAUGUCUAAUUCGCAAUACAAUUUGCCUAGUGAUCUCCACAAAAACCAGUUCACCACUCGACACCACAACCUGGAAUCUAUCCCACGACCAUUCACUACAUUGAGGCGCAAAUCUGGUACAAAUCCGUACGUGGAACCAUCACCAGAUAUACCUCAAAGGGCUAUCAAGUACAGUUGCACAAUUUGUAGGCAGACAUUUGAACGCAAAGGUGCCAAAGGCGACUGGAAAAGGCAUGAACAGACAAAGUGUGAUCAACAGAAGUUGUGGUACUGCAUGCUAGAAGAGCCAAUCACGUAUACCCAGGUACUCAAUGCUUGGUCCUGCAUGCUAUGCAAUUAUGCUAACAGCGAUCGUGAGGAGAUGGUAAGCCACAUUUCUAAUCAACAUCGAUUCCAAAACUGCUGGGGAAAACCUCUGGCUAAAAGGUGCCACCCUAGAAAAGACAAGUUGAGGGAUCAUUUGAAGAAACACCAUAAUUUAUCGGAAGGUUUCACAGGCUGGGAAGCUUGGCAUCAAGAUCAAACAGAAAAAAAGGCUUGGGGCUGCGGAUUCUGCGGUGAUUGCUUUUUUACUUGGGAUGCGAGACUCGACCACAUUGCCGAACACUACGAAAAGCAAAGACUUGACAUUUCACAAUGGUCGUUGACAAAUGUCAUCAAAGGAUUGCUCAAGCAGGCCGGAGAAUGGGAUGUGUUAACCGCGUGGAUAAGUCUUGUCGGCCCCAGUGAUCAAUUGUACUCAUGGUUAUAUGACGACGCCCUAAUUUUGCAGCGCAAAUUGGAGUGUCACGAAGACACACCACAGAACCUCGCCCAAGAGGCAAGCAGAUUGGCAGAGAAAUCUUCUCAUAAUUUUGCCCCGCAGACUUGGCCUCUUUCUGAUCUUCAUGCAGCAAGGCUAGCGCAAGAUAUGUUUACUGAACCUUUGAGUAGAAAUUCAGGUCAAGGAGAUAGUGGCAACUCUUAUGGGAAUACUUAUAAUAUGGCAAAUAUUGGGCAAGUAAACUCCGGGAUACAAGUUGUCAUGACGCACGAAUGGACGAGGAGUUUCGGAAGCGACGUAUAUUUCUGUUUCAACGAUCUAUAUGAGGAGAUUUCUAGAAGGCAGACCUGGCUCUGUAUUGGAAGUAUGAUCGGUUCGGCGUUUUUCUUUACUUUUAUAGUUCAAAAAUCUCAGGUGAUGAAUGAUGGAUAUCGAAAGAAGGAAGACAGAAGUUAG
Molecule: messenger RNA, 1614 nt
Organism: Sclerotinia sclerotiorum 1980 UF-70
Lineage: Eukaryota; Fungi; Ascomycota; Leotiomycetes; Helotiales; Sclerotiniaceae
Exons: 5
Coding region: 1-1614 (537 amino acids)
Source: RefSeq, a predicted model, not a curated record